UGUUUUGAAACAGCGCUACGUAGUUUUACUAGCAGAGGCUGGGGUCGUUGUCCUUAUCUGCGAGGAAAAAAACAAGGCGACCUGCAAGUUAAAGCUUGCAUUGGUUUCUCGAUAAUUUUAUUAAACUUAUUGUUGUAUCAUUUUACUCCAGUUAUUAGCUUUAAACUCUAAACAUUGUUUUGUACGGGCUAACUGUAGCAUAGCUUUUCCCGUGUUGUCAUCGAGCCGAGCGCUGCUAGCCACUUAGCUACUAAUUUAGCUAACAAUUGUAUUUGCAAUGAGGGGGGGUUCCUCGUAUGGAGACAGGGAUAGAGACAGAGAUCGUGGACGUGACAGGCCACGGUUUGGAGGGGGCAUGGGCGGCCGUGGUGGACCCCCGCCCAUGAAGUUUGGAAAUCCUGGUGAGCGACUCCGCAAAAAGAGGUGGAACCUCGACGAGCUGCCGAAAUUCGAGAAAAAUUUCUACACCGAACACCCAGAAGUACAGCGCAUGAGUCAAUUCGAUGUGGAGGAGUUCCGUAGGAAGAAGGAGAUCACCAUCAGAGGCUCUGGUUGUCCAAAACCUGUGACGGCUUUUCACCAUGCUCAGUUUCCUCAGUAUGUUAUAGAUGUGCUGGUGCAGCAGAACUUCAAGGAGCCCACAGCAAUCCAAUCCCAAGGUUUUCCUGUGGCCUUGAGUGGGAAGGACAUGGUGGGAAUUGCACAGACUGGUUCUGGAAAGACACUGGCUUAUCUCCUUCCUGCUAUUGUACAUAUUAACCAUCAGCCCUAUCUGGAGAGAGGGGAUGGACCCAUAUGCCUGGUCCUUGCUCCAACCAGAGAGCUGGCCCAGCAGGUUCAGCAGGUUGCCUACGAUUAUGGCAAGACCUCCCGGAUCAAGAGCACCUGCGUUUAUGGUGGAGCACCCAAGGGACCACAGAUUCGAGACCUUGAGAGAGGCGUUGAGAUCUGCAUCGCCACUCCCGGUCGCCUCAUUGACUUCCUGGAGGCGGGGAAGACCAACCUGCGUCGCUGCACCUAUUUGGUGUUGGAUGAGGCCGACCGCAUGUUGGAUAUGGGCUUUGAGCCGCAGAUUCGCAAGAUUGUUGAACAGAUCAGACCCGACAGACAGACCCUGAUGUGGAGUGCGACAUGGCCAAAAGAAGUUCGACAGCUUGCAGAGGACUUCUUACGGGAAUACAUCCAGAUUAAUAUCGGCGCUCUGGAGCUCAGUGCCAACCACAACAUUCUUCAGAUAGUGGACGUCUGCAUGGAGAAUGAAAAGGACAACAAACUUAUUCAGCUGAUGGAGGAGAUCAUGGCUGAGAAGGAGAACAAAACCAUCCUCUUUGUGGAGACCAAAAAACGAUGUGAUGAUCUCACACGGAGGAUGAGGCGUGACGGGUGGCCAGCCAUGUGUAUCCAUGGAGACAAGAGCCAGCCAGAGCGAGACUGGGUACUCACUGAGUUCAGGAGCGGCAAGGCCCCCAUCCUGAUUGCAACUGAUGUUGCCUCUCGGGGUCUGGAUGUGGAAGAUGUAAAAUUCGUCAUCAACUAUGACUAUCCCAGCUCCUCUGAGGAUUAUGUCCACCGUAUUGGCCGUACGGCCCGCAGUACCAAUAAGGGCACAGCCUACACCUUCUUCACCCCAGGAAACCUGCGACAGGCCAGAGACCUGGUCCGGGUUCUGGAGGAAGCCCGGCAGGCCAUAAAUCCAAAACUGCUUCAACUCGUGGACUCGGGCCGUGGAGGUGGAGGCGGUGGCAGAAUGCGUUACCGUGGCGGCAGCUCCAACAACCCUAACCUAAUGUACCAAGACGAGUGUGAUCGGCGCAUGCGCUCUGGUGGAGGCGGCAAAGAUAGCCGCGGGGGCUUUAACCGCGAUGGCCGCAACAACCGCGACGACGACCAAUCCUCAGCAUCCUCCUACAGAGACAGAAACAGAGAUCACAGGAACAACUACAACUCCGGCUCCGAUCAGUACCAGAACUACAACAACAACGGUGGGGGCUACAACUCUCGUGGCGGAGGAGGCCUGCCCGGCGGCGGUCAGGAUAUACCCAACCAGCCACAGGGCCAGUUCGUCCAGGGCCCUCCGCCUCCAUCGGGGGCCCCACAGCCACUGAUGGCGCAGCAGUUUCCACAGCCGCCACUCAUGGGCUUUAUGGGGCAGCCGCCAUACCCUCCUUUUCCCUCUGCUCCCCCUCCUCCCCCUGGCCAGCAACCCCCUCGAAAAUAGUUAAAGUGGACGUACCGAGGGAACUUGUUCAACCAUGUGUUUGUAUCUCUGUUUUUACUGUUGUGUAAGCAGUGUUAUUGUAUAUCCAAGGAGGUUAGGGCUUUUAUGUUUAAAAUUUGAAGUAGCCAGUGAAAAGCAACCAGGUAUUGUGGUGGAGGAAUAAGGUUUUUUUUUUCCCCAUUUCUAGCCAAACUUGGUUAAUCCAGUAAAGCUUAGAUUAGAAGAAAGGAACUGAUUUAAUGCAGUUCGAGGAUGCAGUCACAUUCCGAACACCUCCUUGAUCUUUGCUUUUAUGUCCUCAUCACUUAUUUCAGUAACGACCUUUAACUAUUGCAUUAGUUAGAUACAUGCAUGCUUUAUUUUCCCUUUGUGUAGACUCAGAAGUCAAGUAGCGUUU
This is a messenger RNA of Cyprinodon tularosa, 2615 nucleotides long. Its product is annotated as probable ATP-dependent RNA helicase DDX17. The transcript has 13 exons. The coding region runs from base 278 to 2218 and encodes 646 amino acids. The record is from RefSeq and is a predicted model, not a curated record. Gene Ontology annotation, molecular function: RNA helicase activity; ATP binding; RNA binding. NCBI's taxonomy places the organism in Eukaryota, Metazoa, Chordata, Actinopteri, Cyprinodontiformes, Cyprinodontidae. Gene Ontology annotation, cellular component: ribonucleoprotein complex; cytoplasm; nucleus. Gene Ontology annotation, biological process: alternative mRNA splicing, via spliceosome.